Molecule: messenger RNA, 567 nt
Organism: Apodemus sylvaticus (European woodmouse)
Lineage: Eukaryota; Metazoa; Chordata; Mammalia; Rodentia; Muridae
Gene: Mbd3l1
Product: methyl-CpG binding domain protein 3 like 1
Exons: 1
Coding region: 1-567 (188 amino acids)
Source: RefSeq, a predicted model, not a curated record
AUGGGCAAAACUUCACAGAGGAAGCAAUGUGACUGUGAGAACCCAUCAAAGCCUUGUUUAAAUACCUCAAUCCCCUUGAGGAUGUCUAGUUAUACAUUCAAGAGGCCAGUCACUAAAAUCACAUCCCAUCUGGGCAAUGAGGUAAGAUACUAUCAGUGGGAGGAGACCUUGGAGAAGCCAGAACAAGCCUACUGGCAGAAGAGACUUCAAGGACUCCAGGCCUACAGCAGUGCAGGAGAACUUUUGAGCACGUUAGACCUUACCAAGGCUUUGAAAGACCUCACACCUAAAGACACAGAUGCCUCUGCUUCAGCUACUCAAGCCAACAGCAUUGACCCCAGACCCAUGCCCAGCCUUGAGUCAUCUCCACAUUUGUUGAAGAUGAUUCCAGAAGCAGGCCCGCAGAUUCUUUGCAAAGAAUUUCUGGUCACAGAAGAGGAUAUUAUCAACCAGGAAAGAAAAGUGAAAAUAGCAAGAGAAAGACUGGCAGUGGCGCUGAUUGCACACAAGCUAGCAAAUGAGGCAGAAAAAGUGAGAGUGUCAAGGAAGGCAAACUUAAAAACAUAA